Messenger RNA from Helianthus annuus (common sunflower), 945 nucleotides. Its product is annotated as ethylene-responsive transcription factor ERF022. The transcript has a single exon. Bases 18 to 722 code for a protein of 234 amino acids. The record is from RefSeq and is a predicted model, not a curated record. Lineage: Eukaryota; Viridiplantae; Streptophyta; Magnoliopsida; Asterales; Asteraceae. Gene Ontology annotation, biological process: regulation of DNA-templated transcription. Gene Ontology annotation, molecular function: DNA-binding transcription factor activity; DNA binding.
CUCAUCACUCACCACCAAUGGCGAUCAACACAGUCAACCGCAAUAACUGCACCACCGGAGCACCGUCACAAUCACCGCCGCCUAAUCGAAAGGAAUUUCACUACCGCGGCGUCCGGAAGCGCCCGUGGGGACGCUAUGCGGCGGAGAUUCGCGAUCCGUGGAAGAAAACGCGCUUGUGGCUCGGCACAUUCGAUACGGCGGAGGACGCCGCUAGAGCGUACGACGCUGCCGCGUUCCGCCUCCGCGGCGUCAAAGCGAAGAUGAAUUUCGGACUCGUCGGAACUAUAUCGUCGGUUGUUGAGAAGAAAAUUGAAAAUAAUACCUUUCCGGCGGUGUUUUAUCACCCUUCGGGUGGCGACGCCGUCGUAAAUUACGUCGGCGAGCCUUCGGUUUACAGUGGUUAUGGAAAGGAGAAGAAAAUCGAGGAUAAUAACUUUCCGGAGAUAUUUUAUCGUCGUUCCGGAGGUGACGGAGACCGAAAUGUCGCCGGCGAUCGUUCGGUUUACGGCGGUUAUGAACAGAAGCUGUUUGUUGAGGAGAAAAUUGAGAAUAAUAACUUUCCGGCGGGGUCGUGUCGUUCCGGUGGUGACGGUGACGGUGACGGAACUGUUGUCGGUGAGAGGUGUGUGUACGGCGGUUGUGAAGAGGAGGUGGUAGGUGAGGCGGUUACAGAGAAGAAGGUGUUGAUGAUUGAUCUGAACUUGCCGGCGACUGUGUUUUGACCACUGUUACGGUGGUUUGACCACCGUGAUGGUUGUUAGAUUUUGUUCGGAAUGUUGUACGGAUUUUGCAAAAGUCGUCCCGCGUAAAAAAAGUAUUGGAAGUUUUGAAGUAGUUGAUGUUGUUUAAUAACUAAAUAAGUGAUUAGACGAAUAUCUAAUAUUGCUUUUGGUUUUUGAAUAAUAAAUAAAUAAAAAAAUGUAAUAAUAUAUAGUGAUUCUUGUA